AGUUUUACUAAUACUAAACUAGAAUCUGAAGGCAAGAAACAUGAACAAGGUGGUGGUGCUGUUCUUCCUUGCAAUUUUGCUAUUAGAAUGUGAAUCUGGAAUAUUGUAUCCAAAAGCUAACUCAGUUCGAGAAGUACUUUCCUUGGAUGGCCUUUGGAAGUUUUCUCUGGUUAACUCUGAUACGAAAGGCUUCACAUUGGCUGACAACGAUGAAGAUAUAGAGUUUAUGCCUGUACCUGCAAGCUACAACGACAUAUCCACAAAUGUAAAGGUUAGAGAUUAUGUGGGAGAGGUUAAAUAUCAAAGAAACUUCGUUGUACCCAAAUCCUGGGAAGACAGGAAGAUUUGGUUGAGGUUUGGAUCCGUAUGUUACUCAGCUGAAGUGUAUAUAAAUAGUGAAUUGGCCAUGUCUCAUGAAAUCGGUCACUUACCAUUCGUCGGAGACGUGACGUCAUUUUUAAAUUUCGAAAAUGAAAAUAAUAUCACGGUCAUAGUCAACAACAUACUCACUAAUACUACAAUUCCACAAGGAAGUCUGUCAAUUUUGCCCAGCGGGAGAGUAAAACAGACGUAUGACUCCGACUUUUUCAACUAUGCCGGCAUUGAUAGGCCUGUAGUCCUCUAUGCAACAGAAAAAACUUACAUAGAUGACAUCACCCUUCAGACCACAGUGAACGGAACCACAGGUAUUGUUCAAUUCCAAGUGACUGUAGCAGGAGAGGACACUUACACCAGCAAAAUAACUGUCAUAGAUCAAGACGGAAAAGACAUUGCAACAAACGAAAAAACAUUAGAUGGUUCUUUGGUUAUCCCAAAUGUGAAUUUGUGGUGGCCUUAUUUGAUGCACGACAAUCCAGGAUACCAGUACACGUUUAGGGUAGAACUGUUGGACAGCUCCAAUAAAGUAUUUGACAAGUACGACCAACGUUUUGGAGUAAGACAACUCUCUUGGGACAGCACCAGUUUUAAAAUAAAUGGAAAAAAUAUCUACAUCCGUGGUUUUGGGCGCCAUGAAGAUUCAGAUAUUCGCGGUAAGGGAUUAGAUCUUCCUCUUAUCGUGAGAGACCACAACUUGAUCAAGUGGAUCGGCGCUAACUGCUACAGAACCUCCCACUAUCCUUACGCUGAAGAGAUCAUGGAUUUGGCGGACAGUCAAGGGAUCAUGAUCAUUGAUGAGGUACCAGCUGUAACUACAGACAACUACAGCGAUGAACUAUUAGAAAACCACAAAAAAUCUGUCACAGAAUUGAUCAGAAGAGAUAAAAAUAGACCGAGCGUGGUCAUGUGGUCGGCAGCCAACGAACCUAAAUCUGGUCAAGAGGCGGCCUCAGAUUAUUACAAAAACGUUAUAGCCCAAGUAAAAGCCUUAGACAAAACGCGUCCUGUGACGGUAGUUAAUGUCGUCGUAGCUGAUGAAGAUUAUUCUGGUCAAUACUUGGAUAUAUUGAGCAUGAAUAGGUACGAUGCUUGGUACACAAACACUGGAGAUUUGGACGUUAUCAUGUAUGAAAUAGUAGAUGCCGCCCAAGCAUGGCACAAGAAACACAAUAAGCCUGUGUUAAUUACUGAGUAUGGGGCUGACACUGUGGAGGGGUAUCAUUCGCUUCCGUCAUUUGUUUGGUCAGAGGAAUACCAGUGUGAAUAUAUAUCUGGUUAUUUCAAAGCUUUUGAUCAACUACGUCAGGAGGGAUGGUUUAUAGGAGAGAUGAUUUGGAAUUUUGCAGAUUUUAAAACAUCCCAAUCUAUUAUAAGAGUCGGGGGCAAUAAGAAAGGUCUAUUUACUAGGCAGAGACAACCAAAAGCAUCAGCGCAUUUGAUGAGGAAAAGAUAUUGGCAUUUGGCCAAUGCCCUUGACAACGCAACCUUACCUGGAGACUUGGAUACCUUCAUUAUUGAUACACAGUCACAAAUUAAAGACGAAUUGUAGAUCUCACAGAAUAUCAGUAUAAUCGUUCUGUACAAAUUCAACUUCAUUAUUCAAUAAAGUCAUAGCAAGCA
Anoplophora glabripennis (Asian longhorned beetle) is the source of this 1998-nucleotide messenger RNA. Its product is annotated as beta-glucuronidase. NCBI's taxonomy places the organism in Eukaryota, Metazoa, Arthropoda, Insecta, Coleoptera, Cerambycidae. The coding region runs from base 41 to 1927 and encodes 628 amino acids. Gene Ontology annotation, biological process: carbohydrate metabolic process; glucuronoside catabolic process. Gene Ontology annotation, molecular function: carbohydrate binding; beta-glucuronidase activity. The record is from RefSeq and is a predicted model, not a curated record. The transcript is spliced from 11 exons.